GUGUGUGUUUCGUUGGGGCAUGUUGAGGUGUGUUCCCUUUUAUUUAUUGAUAUUGAUGUUUGACUUAUGGUUAAGACCUAAAAAAAGAUAAAACAUAAGCCUACAAGCACAGUUUGGUUUUUUGGUAACUUAACCUGGUACCAGGCCUGCCAGUCUGGAUCCCUAUAAAGGGUGCUGUCAUGUCGCUGGGCAGGGUGAGAGCGCUGGAGGCACUGUGGCGGCUCCCAGCCACUCGUCUCUCGGCCAGCACUGUGUGCCCCACAGUGUGCCGGCCACUGAGUAGCGCUGGAGCCCGGUCUGGUCCGACCAGCCCUGAUCCACAGGAGCAGGCUGGCCAGGCGCAGCAGAGGCCUGCCAAGAACACCAGCAAGGCCAUGAUGGCGUACCUGGAGCGGGCCACCAAACAUGAGGAGUUCAUGCGCAAGCAGGUGCAUGAAUUUGAAAUAGGAAAGCGCCAUCUGGCCAACAUGAUGGGUGAGGAUCCAGAGCACUUCACACAGGAGGAUGUAGAUCGCGCUAUUGAGUACCUGUUUCCGACUGGUAUUUUCGACAAGAAGGCGCGGCCCAAGAUGCGGCACCCGACCGAGGUGUUUCCGCAGCAGAAGGCGGCGCAGUUCGACGCCACGGGCAGACCCUUCCAUACGCUGUUCUACACGCUCAAACCCAACUUCUACAUGACACUCUACGAGCUGGUAGAAAAGAUGAACCAGCUCGAUCGGCUUCAGGGCAAGAACGACGCUCUCGGCAAACUGCCAGAUUCCACGCAGAAACUUUCGCUUCUAGGAAGUGAGUGGCUAGACAUUGAAGAGCUCGGCAAGAUGCUUGUGGAAACCCUCAAAGAACCUCAGUACCAGGAGUUUGUACGCGCCAUGAACCGACUGGUGGAACAUCCGCUGGCCUACCACCACAAGGACUUCAUCUUCAAAUACCGCAAGAUGCUGCGCGUCUCCAACGAGACAGAUACCGUGCCGGAGCUGCUGUUUGACUCGGCCGGCCGGCCCUACAUGGAGGCCACCGGUUACCGGAAGCGGGCGGUGGCGCGCGCGGUGGUGCACGGCCGCGGCUCGGGCCGGGUCACCGUCAACGGCCUGCCGCUGGUGCACUACUUCCACCGCGACGGCGGACGCUCCGGCAACCAGGACGUGGCGCAGGUGAUGUACCCGCUCCAGGUGGCCGGUGUGCUGGACUCGGUAGACGUGGAGGCCACGGUCGAGUAUGACGGGCCCACGCAGCGCUACCACGGCAAGAGGCGGCGCGGACACAGAAAACGCACCAGUUUCGUCCCGGAGCCGUGGAAGCGGCCGCACCCGGUGCAGGCUCCCAGCUCUCAGGCCGGCGCCGUCCGACACGCUGUUUCGCUGGCGCUGCGCAGUUUCGUUGACAAGGAAAUGCAGGAGACGAUGCGGUUAGCUGGACUGCUAACGCGGGACGUCAGGGAGCGAGAGCGCUACAAGCCGGGCAAGAAGGGCUCGCGAAAGGGACGCACCUGGAAGAAGCGGUAGUGGUGGCAUCUGUUGGUGGGUGCGGGAACUAGGCGCGGUCGGUUGUGUGCAGACUGGAGAGAAUGUGUUGUAUUUGUAUGGAGUAAAUCUGCUGGAAGUGCUGGAUGAACGUCUUGACGAUGUGUAAUAUCUUGUGUUGAGUGAUAGGAGAGUUAUUGAGGGAUGUGGAAACCCCAUGGUUACUCGCCUGAAUGAUCAUACUGUUCGUCUGAAAUACACGAGAACGCGUGAAA
Molecule: messenger RNA, 1735 nt
Organism: Amphibalanus amphitrite
Lineage: Eukaryota; Metazoa; Arthropoda; Thecostraca; Balanomorpha; Balanidae
Product: 28S ribosomal protein S9, mitochondrial-like
Exons: 11
Coding region: 180-1502 (440 amino acids)
Biological process (GO): translation
Cellular component (GO): mitochondrial small ribosomal subunit; ribosome
Molecular function (GO): RNA binding; structural constituent of ribosome
Source: RefSeq, a predicted model, not a curated record